UGCUCUGAGCAACAAACUAGUCCAAGCUGCAGCGGGAGGAUCAACUUCAACUGUACAUCAAAUUUCAGAGUCUCUGUUGUUUGACAAUGAAACCAUGGCUUUGCAACCUUCAAAGUUGGGACUUGAAGAAUCAGUAGCAUCACUGAAGCAGCAGGAGCCACCUCCAGUUGACAAAACAGAGACUGCUCUGAGCAACAAAAUAGUCCAAGCUGCAGCUGAAGGAUCAAUUACAAUUUCACAACAAAUUUCAGAGUCCCUAUUGCUUGUCAAUGAAAUCAAGCCUCCGCCACUUCCAAAGUUGGGUCUUGAAGAAUCAGUAGCAUCACUGAAGCAGCAGGAGCGACCUCCAGUUGACAAAAUGGAGACUCCUCUGAGCAACACACUAGUGCAAGCUUCAGCUGGAGGGUCAACUAUGACUUCACAACAAAUUUCAGAGUCUCUAUUGCUUGACAUUGAAAUCAUAACUUUGCGACUUUCAAAGUUGGGACUUGAAGAAUCAGUAGCGUCACUGAAGCAGCUGGAGCCACCUCCACAGCUGCAGCAUCCUUCAUUAGUAUCUUUAAAAAGAAGGGCCAUUGGGGAGUCAUCAUAUCCCAUCAUACCUUUGAAACAGCCAAAUCAGGAUACUCAUCCUUCUCCAUUCAAAAUAACUGGAAUAUCGUCAUUAGAUACAGCUGUCAGACCUUUGAAGAAACGAUUGCUUUUGACUUGGCCAGUUGAAGAAAGCCUAGAAAAAUCCUCUUCUUUACAACCUCUGCACUGUCAUUCAUCCACAGAAGCUGAACUGGCGAGCCCUCUUAAGUUUAAUUUGACCAUGGAGGUGCCAAAAAAACGUCGGACUCCUAAAUCAACUAAUAAAUUUGAGAGGGAGGCUGCUCAUAAGAGACAGCAGAGGUUACCAAUUUCAUCUUCAUACAAGAAGCCAGUUGCAGAAAUGAUGGCCGCACCGUUGCAGCAACCGGAAGUGAAUCUAGAGAAAAAAGAAAAGAAUGCUCAAAUGCUGGAUAUGGUGUUUCAUUCUGCAGAAAUGGAAGAGAACGAAAAGACUAUGUUACUUUCCAUUUCAUCUUUGGCAAAAAGGUUUGAUGGGAAUAAGGGUAUGAGGACUGCUGCAAUGCAAAUGAUGAGUGGUUCUGCACCAAAAGAAGGCAAUGCUGUGGUGGGGAAGAGCGUUGAGGAAAUGCAUGUGAAAAUGCCAGUUUUGCAAAAAGAUGAGAAGCAACCAGUAUCCAGAAAGGGCAAAGAGAAAGUAGUGGCAGAGAGCAUUGAAGAGUUGCAUGUAAAAAUGCCAGUGCUGGAAGAAGAUGAGAAUCAGCCAUUAUCCAGGAAGGGCAAAGAGAAAGUAGUGGCAAAGAGCAUUGAGGAGAUAGAUGUGUUUGAGGAAAAUGAUGAUCCACCAUUCAUUAUUGCUGGUGAUGUUCAUCAACCGAAACUAAAGGUCUAUAAUUUGAGGAAAAGAAAGCCUAAUCAAAUUCCAAGGGCCGCUAAUCCAACUGAUGUUGAAACGGCAGUAACCAAGGUGACAGCAGAGAUGAAGGAGAAACCAAAGAGAUUGAGGAAUAAGAAAAAGAGAAAAGAGGAGGUGCCAAAGUUUACAGCUAGAUUUGUUUUCCCUCUUACUGCAAAAGAAAUUGCAGAGGACUUGCUUUCUAUGACUGCAACCAAGCCUUCAAGGCAGAAAAUAAGGAGACCAGCAGAGCUUCAGAAAGAAAUUGAUAAAUUGUGUCCUACAAAGGUGAAGUUCAAAAUAAGCCCAGAUGACUAUUAAGUCUCUAUAAAUACUGGAAAGGGUUGGUAAGAUCAUAAAGGUGCUUGGUCUUCCCUCAAGUGCUUUACCAAAGGUUGACGGAUUUCUGGUGCUAAAGGUCUGAUGAUGCCCUAGUUAGCUAUAGCAUAUAGAAUGAAAGUGAAAUCUGGAUCUUUCUCCUGGUGUUUUAUUUACUUUCUGGCUGAACUUAGUGAAUUGUUGAAAUAAGUUUUUAUCGUGCAAACUUUCAGAGUUUUAAAGUUUGAAUACAAGUUUAACUUUGUAUUGCA
Ipomoea nil (Japanese morning glory) is the source of this 2037-nucleotide messenger RNA. RefSeq lists its product as uncharacterized. The transcript is spliced from 5 exons. The record is from RefSeq and is a predicted model, not a curated record. NCBI's taxonomy places the organism in Eukaryota, Viridiplantae, Streptophyta, Magnoliopsida, Solanales, Convolvulaceae. The coding region runs from base 95 to 1768 and encodes 557 amino acids.